Molecule: messenger RNA, 1392 nt
Organism: Clonostachys byssicola
Lineage: Eukaryota; Fungi; Ascomycota; Sordariomycetes; Hypocreales; Bionectriaceae
Source: the annotation of a GenBank genome assembly
AUGGAGUGUGAUAUCUGCCACCGGGGCCACGACCCUGCGCGGCAGCCCUUUCUUUGCGCCGUCGAUGCAAGGAACCAGCUCUAUCAGGGGCGUCUGAAGAGCGUGCAGCUUCUCAUGGAGAACGAGGAGCUCCGGAACCAGAUCCGCGGCGUGAUAGACAACCCCUCGGAUACCUCAUCGCUCGCCUCUAGCGUAGCCCAGUCAAAGAGAGUCACUGUUGAGGGCGAGACUUCCCGGAUCCUAGAGGCCGCAAAUAAACUACGAGAUGAAAUCAAGGCAGCCAGGGAUGAGAUCCAGGCAAGGAAAGCGACCAUCGCACGCAGGAGAUCCGACCUUGCCACCGCAUCAGAAGGUCUCACGGGCCGUCGCUCCAAGCAGCAAAAGGAGUUGGAGAAGGCCUCUCAAAGGCUCAACUAUCGCUGGUCACAGAGCGCCGAGGACAUGUCAACAACAAGAGCAUUUCUUUACGCUGAGGCCGCCGAUCUUUAUGGACUGCGACGCCUGAGCAAAGACAAUCACGAGUACGAACUUGGCAGGAUACCUGUGGUGAACUUGCUUGAUAUGAACUCCCUCGAACCCGAGUACAUCACCACCUCCCUCGGCCAUAUCACACACAUCGUGAUGCUGGCCUCGUAUUACUUCGCCAUCCGCCUGCCAGCCGAGAUAACUCUCCCACAUCGAGAUUAUCCAUAUCCCACAAUCCAGACCAUCAUCAGUUCAUAUCAAGGCAAAAUUCCCACAUUCCCUGGAUCGUCCCUGUCGGCAUCGCCGAGCACAACCAGCCUCGAAAACGGCUCCAGAUCCAUUGCUAGAGCACGCCCGCUCUACCUUCAAAAACCCCUUCCACAACUCCUCAGAGACGACCCGACCGCUUAUUCCUUCUUCCUGGAAGGGGUCUCUCUGCUCGCAUAUGAUGUUGCCUGGCUGUGUAAUUCACAGUCCAUUGUUUUUAGUGGCCAGAAUGUGGCCGACGACAUUUGCCAAAUGGGUCGAAAUUUGUAUCAUCUUCUUGUAGAGUCUCAGGCCGCCGUCGCUGCGGGUGCAGCGGCUACCAGGGCGGCGCACGACAAGUCCGGUGCGAAAGAUCGCGAGCCAAAGCCUGAAGCCAGUUGGCUGGGUCGCUUCUCGCACGGGACCACCUUCUAUCAUCUGACAUCUUCCGAGGGCAACGACCUUGUGAAAUCGUUCAAGCUUCCUAGUCCCGUCAAGGUGGUUGAUAGGUUGAAGAAGAAGCUUGUUGGUGAUGCCCCGGCUCCGGAUUGGGAGGUGUUGGAUGACGAUGCAUGGAAGGUUGAAGAUGCCUUUGGCCAGCCACGAGCUGACCAAGGGAAUGGUGUUGCGGGCAAGCCCAAAUCUGCUGGUUCAUCCAAGGGGUGGAUGAAGGUGAAGUAG